This is a messenger RNA of Sphaeroforma arctica JP610, 225 nucleotides long. RefSeq lists its product as hypothetical. The transcript has a single exon. Lineage: Eukaryota; Ichthyosporea; Ichthyophonida. Gene Ontology annotation, molecular function: peptidase activity. The record is from RefSeq and is a predicted model, not a curated record. The annotation marks the transcript as partial. Gene Ontology annotation, biological process: glutathione catabolic process; proteolysis.
GUAUGUGCCGCCAACAAAGAGCUGUUCGACGGGGGUGUGGAUGCGCUCAUAGUCUCCAACAACUACUGGUUAGACGACGAGCGCCCGUGUCUUACCUACGGCAUGCGAGGCAACAUUAACAUAGAGGUGACUGUGGACGGCCCAGGACACGACCUGCACUCGGGCAUGGACGGUGGGGUUGUUGCUGAGCCUAUGGUGGACCUGAUGGCAGUUCUCAGUAGCUUG